AUGCAUUCAAGAGCAAUAGCAGGUUUAACAAAUCAAUAUAUCGGAAUGCCCAAUGAAGAAGAUGAAAUAAUAGGAGUUCAGAAUGGCUUCUAUAGGAUCUGUAGAUUUCCACGAGUUGUUGGAUGCAUUGACGGGACGCACAUAAAGAUGCAAUCACCAGGAGCUCAAGAUGGAGAACUUUUUCGUAAUAGAAAGUCAUAUUUUUCUAUAAAUACUCAAAUAGUUGCUGGACCAGAUUUGAAAAUAUUUGAUGUUGUUGCUCGAUGGCCAGGAUCUACCCAUGAUUUAACUAAUUUCGAUGCAUCCCACCUAAGAACACGCAUUGAAGGGAGACAAUUUCAGAACGCGGUGCUCUUGGGAGAUAGUGGUUAUCAGCUGAAAGUCUACCUAAUGACACCUCUACAAAAUCCAGGCAAUGUUGUCGAAAAUCUUUAUAAUGAAGCUCAUGUGCAAUGUAGUAGAAACAUUAGCUGGUGUUUGGAAACGUCGGUUCCCUGUAUUAGCCUAUGGUAG
Messenger RNA from Acanthoscelides obtectus, 513 nucleotides. NCBI's taxonomy places the organism in Eukaryota, Metazoa, Arthropoda, Insecta, Coleoptera, Chrysomelidae. The record is from the annotation of a GenBank genome assembly.